AUGUCAGUCGUGGUGGUUCAUUUGUGUUUUUAACUUUAAUAAUAAUUUAUAAUAAUUAUUUAGCGAUAUAGUGAAGAGAAAUGUAUAGUAUAAAGAGAAUUUCACUAUGCAAACAUUUCUCUCUUUUAUCUUAUCAAUUAUUAUGCAUACUUUGUAUGCAUCUUAUUUGAAUUACGAAGAUGGCACAUCUGUUAGAACAAAAAGAUUGGAUUAUCCAGAGUUCGAGCCAGUCACGUUAUACUCCAGGAACCUCGACAAUAUAUCCGCCAAGAAUAUAAAUUGCGAUGACUUUUCAAGCUACGCUGUAAACUGCACUAUUGAUGCUGCUUUAGUUUAUAACUCGAGUCGGAUGUCACCACCCCCAACGACGAAAAUUGAUUUCUGGUGCAAAGCAAUUAGGGAGCUAACGAACUGCGCAAUUGACUGGAAUACCGAUUGUAAGGACGUUACUGAGAGCCAUUUCAAUGAAGAAAGCAUAAAGGGGCACAUACACGUUGUCAACAAUAUAUGUGACGAUGAAUGGUUUUUAUUACGCUAUGAAGAUUUACCAGAUUGUAUAGAAAGUGCAACAGAUUCUUGGGAAGCUUGUUAUAGUAUUUUUAAGGAUGCAUUAGAGGAGCAAAAAAACAGCACACAUGAAUGGACGCAUUAUGAAGUCCAUUUUCAUUUAUGCUGUUCUCGAGCUAAUUUUAGACGCUGCACUCUAGAAUCCAUAUUCCAAAACGCUCGUUGCACCCCAGAACAGGCGGUUACGUUGCAAAAAUUUUCAGUUAUUGUUUCCGAGGGAGCUGUGUACCAGGACUGUGACCGCAAUACGAUGUAUUCAAAUUGUCCCGGAGGCGACCCCCGACCUUCACGCACUCAGUUAAAAGGAUUGAUGACCGCUGACGUCAGUCAGACCACCACAUUACACUGUUCUUUACGAAUAGCGAUUUAUAUGCAGCCAAUUGUAUUUUUACUAGUACACUUUUUAUAAAUUAU
Maniola jurtina (meadow brown) is the source of this 981-nucleotide messenger RNA. RefSeq lists its product as uncharacterized. NCBI's taxonomy places the organism in Eukaryota, Metazoa, Arthropoda, Insecta, Lepidoptera, Nymphalidae. Bases 107 to 976 code for a protein of 289 amino acids. The record is from RefSeq and is a predicted model, not a curated record. The transcript is spliced from 6 exons.